Molecule: messenger RNA, 2964 nt
Organism: Menidia menidia (Atlantic silverside)
Lineage: Eukaryota; Metazoa; Chordata; Actinopteri; Atheriniformes; Atherinopsidae
Source: the annotation of a GenBank genome assembly
AUGGAGCCAGCUGACUUGUUCAUUCCCGUCGAUUCCAUAGAAGAAGAGGCCACCCUGACCUGUGAUUCGAAAGGAACACCACCUCCUCAAUGGUCACUGAAUGGGACUCUCAUAAAUCUGGGCCUGGAUCGUCGUCGACGUCUGUCUGGGGGCAACCUCAUUAUAAGCAGUCUGGACCGCUAUCAGGAUGUGGGGAUGUACCAGUGCAUGGCCUACAACACUGUAGGAGCCAUCCUCAGCAGGAGAGCAAGCCUACAGUUUGCCUACUUAGAUCAUUUCAAAGUUCACACCAGAAGCGCCGUGUCAGUCCGAGAGGGACAAGGAGUCGUGUUACUGUGUGGGACGCCUACUUCCUUCGGAGACCUUACGUAUGCAUGGAUUUUCAACGAGUACCCGUACUUCGUUCAGCAAGACAAUCGGCGGUUCGUUUCGCAGCAGACGGGAAACCUUUACAUUGCCAAGGUGGAGCCCUCUGACGUGGGUAACUACACGUGUGUGGUUAUGAACAGCAUCACGAAGGGCAAAGUUCAGAGCUCACCUACAUCUCUGAUCCUCAGGACAGAUGGAGUGAUGGGUGAAUACGAGCCGAAAAUAGAAGUUAAUUUCCCAGACAAUGUACCUGCUGCAAAAGGAUCAACGGUAACACUGGAGUGUUUUGCCCUUGGGAACCCCGUCCCAGAAAUCACCUGGAGGAGGGCUAACGGGGUCCCCUUCCCCAGCAAAGUCAAAAUGAAGUAUUCAAAUGCCGUGCUGGAGAUCCCCAGCUUCCAGCAGGAUGACACAGGAGGAUACGAAUGUGUUGCUGAGAACAAGAUGGGGAAGAACACGGCUGCCGGUCGGCUGGCUUUUUAUGCCAAGCCUCAGUGGUUUCAGACCAUGAAGGACACAGCCCUGGCCAUAGAGGAGAGACUGUUUUGGGAGUGCCGAGCCAAUGGCAAGCCCAAACCCUCCUACACUUGGCUGAAGAAUGGCCAGCAGCUCCUCUCUGAGGACAGAAUCCACGUUGAGGACGGAAUCCUGUCAGUGUCAGCGCUGACACUGUCUGAUGCUGGCAUGUACCAGUGUGUGGCUGAGAAUAAACACGGCGUCAUAUAUUUUGCUGCUGAGCUAAUGGUUUUAGCGUCUCCUCCAGACUUCACAGGGAACGUCCUCAGAGCUUUACUCAAAGCCAAAGCAGGAACUACUGUGACUUUAGACUGUAAACCUCAGGCCUAUCCCAUUGCCAGCAUUUUAUGGAAGAAAGGAAAUCAACCUAUCCACACUAAUGACAGGAUCACACUUUCUCCAGAUGGAACACUGAGGCUUGCAAAUGUGAGCAAGUCUGAUGCAGGCAGCUACACAUGCUUCGCUAGAAAUAGAUUUGGCACGUCAAGUACAACUGGAAGGCUCCUUGUUACGGAUCCAACCAGAAUUAUCCAGGGUCCGGCCGACAUGGAGAUCAUCGUAGGCGAGAGCAUUGUGUUACCCUGCCAGGUCGACAGUGAUCCCGUCCUUGAUGUUUCCUUCUCCUGGGCCUUCAAUGGACAGCUGAUCACCAAGGGAGAUGGCCACUUUGAGCUCGUGGGCGGAAGAACAGCAGGAGAUCUGAUGAUCAGGAACAUUCAGCUUUACCAUGCUGGUAAAUAUAUCUGUGUGGUGGACACGGACGUGGAGAGCCUGUCAGCCGUUGCUGUAUUGAUUGUGAAAGGCCCCCCCACCCCUCCAGAUUCCGUGACAGUGGAGGAAGUCACAGACAGCACAGCCCAGCUGGCCUGGAGCCCUGGCAGGGACAAUGGAAGCCCCAUCACCAAUUACCUCAUUCAGACCAGAACUCCCUUCACAGUGGGCUGGCAGAGAGUUAACACAGUCCCAGAGAUCAUUUACGGGAACACUUUGACGGCCACUGUGGUGGACCUCAACGCCUGGGUGGAGUAUGAAUUCCGCUUACUGGCCAAAAACAGUGUUGGGGUUGGAGAACCCAGUCCUGUGACUGUCAAGACCAGGACAGAAGACGCAGUUCCAGAUGCAGCACCGGGAGAUGUGGGUGGAGGAGGGGGAAGCAGAUCUGAACUGGUCAUCACAUGGGAGCCUGUGCCUGAAGAACUGCAGAAUGGUGAGAGCUUCGGUUACAUCAUUGCUUUCCGUGCCUUCGGAGAAAUUAGCUGGACUCAUGUGGCCACCUCUGCCCCCGGUGCAUCUCGAUAUGUGUACCGCAACGACAGCAUCGCGCCCUUCUCUCCAUUUCACGUUAAGGUUGGCACUUACAACAGCAAAGGACAGGGUCCGUUCAGCCCGGUGGUCACCAUUUACUCUGCAGAGACAGAGCCAAGUGGAAUGCCAGCAGGAGUUUGGGCUAGAAGUGUCUCCGCCUCUGAGAUUGAGGUGAAUUGGCAGGCUCUCUCUAUCACCCCUGAAAGGGUUCUGGGCUAUGAGGUAGUUUACUGGGAAGAUGACACUAAACCAGAGACCAUGGGGAAAGUUAGGGUGCCUUGGAACCAGACCUCGGCCACAGUGAGCGGCUUGGCAGGAAACACGCAGUAUUUUCUAACAGUUAGCGCCUUCAACACGGCUGGCACCGGCCCUUUCCUUCCUGCGAUCAAUGUUACCACAAAAAAGCCACCACCAGCCCAGCCACCGCUGAAUAUUGAGUGGAGCCUAAUUGGCUCUCAGCUGUCCCUCUACUGGGAACCUGUGGUCGCAAUGGAAUCAGAGUCAGAAGUUGCGGGCUAUCAGCUUUCGUACAGAAGACAGAGACACAAAGAGAUAAACACACUCACAACAACCAAUUCAACAGCAGAGCUGACCCUCGCAGAGGACGAUGACGACUACAUUAUCCGUAUUCAGACUCUGAGUGAAGGAGGACUGGGUCCGGCCUCGGAGCCCAUACGAGUCCACAAACUAAGUAAGCUCAGAGCUGAUGUUUCUAAGCGGCCGUUGUUGAAAAGUUCCAAAAGAAGACAAACCAAAGGAAACUUUGGCUUAUAA